AUGGCGCUGCUCGACCGCGUGCCCGGAGAUUUGAACCUCUACAUCGGCGGCAUGUUCACGCUACGCCGGCGCGACGCUCUUCAACAGGCUAAUAUCACUCACGUGCUGUCCGUCCUCCGCAUGCCGCUGAACCCAACCCUGUUCAGCCCCUUCACGCACAUGGUCGUUGAGGUGGACGAUGUCGACGACGAAAACCUGCUCGAGCACUUUCCGGCCACCAACCGCUUCAUCCAAGAAGGACUUGACGGCGGUGGCGGGGUGCUUGUGCAUUGUGCCAUGGGAAAAUCACGAUCGGCCGCAUGUGUCAUCGCUUAUUUGAUGCAAAAGCACAACAUCAACGUCUCGGAAGCCCUGGCUCACGUGCGGCAAGCGCGCUCCCUCGUCGAACCAAACGAGGGCUUCAUGCAGCAAUUGGAGCUGUAUGGUCGGAUGCGGACCCCGGAGAACGUCGAGGAAACUCCCGCCUACCAGCGCUGGGUCUAUCAGCGCGAGAUUGAGCUAAGCCGUGCCUGUGGCCAAGCACCAGAAGCAGAGAAGAUCCGCUUUGAAGACGAGCAUGUCACCGAUCAAGCUGCAAACUUCGAGCUGAGAUGUCGCAAAUGCAGACGCCCUCUCGCAACGUCCCAAUUCCUCGUCCCACACAGCUCUUCCCCGAUAGUCAACGACCAAGGCGAGCAGAGACCUGUAGUCGGCCCGCCUCAGAACUGCGCCCACUACUUCCUAGAUCCGUUGUCCUGGAUGCGCCCAGAGCUAGAGCAAGGCAAACUGGACGGCCGACUCGAAUGCCCCAAAUGCCAUACUAACGUAGGUAAAUACGCCUGGCAAGGGAUGCAAUGCAGCUGCAGUGAAUGGAUCGUGCCUGGAAUCAGCCUUUCCAAGAGCCGUGUCGAUGAAGUCAGGAGGAAAGCCGUUGCCGAAAUUCGCCGUCCACCAGGAAUGGCAGUCCCACCCCCGGCGAAUACAAGCUAUUCGAGGCAGAACCUAUAG
Molecule: messenger RNA, 987 nt
Organism: Trematosphaeria pertusa
Lineage: Eukaryota; Fungi; Ascomycota; Dothideomycetes; Pleosporales; Trematosphaeriaceae
Product: dual specificity protein phosphatase 12
Exons: 4
Coding region: 1-987 (328 amino acids)
Biological process (GO): protein dephosphorylation
Cellular component (GO): nucleus
Molecular function (GO): protein tyrosine/serine/threonine phosphatase activity
Source: RefSeq, a predicted model, not a curated record